This is a messenger RNA of Manis pentadactyla (Chinese pangolin), 2271 nucleotides long. RefSeq lists its product as uncharacterized. The coding region runs from base 1337 to 2065 and encodes 242 amino acids. NCBI's taxonomy places the organism in Eukaryota, Metazoa, Chordata, Mammalia, Pholidota, Manidae. The record is from RefSeq and is a predicted model, not a curated record. The transcript has 2 exons.
CUGCAUCCCAGCUCCACACACACUUGCACAUGGCGCAUGUACAGACCCGGCUCUCUGCCCUUGUCACAUGUGUGGGUCUGUGUAACCACAAAGAUGAGAUGUUUUUGUCACCUCAAGGCUCCUGUGCACUGCCACGUGGUGGCCUCACACCUGUUCCCCUCCGCCCACUGCCCUGAUCCCUGGCCACCUCUGCUCCCUGUGGUUCAGGGAAUGUCACAGACGUGGAGUCACAUAAAUGCGACCACGGGGUGUGGGCCUUGUCCCCUCAAUGUCAUUUCCUAGAGGGCCACGUGCCUACGACCAGCCGCUGCUCAGGAGAAGCAUGGCAGAGAUUGGCCACAGUGCAGCACCAGCCACCCAGUUCUGGGCACCACCACCCAAAACCAGGCCCCAGUCGUCCUGACCAGGUGGGACCCACGUGUCAUUAGAGGCUGAGCUGCACAUUAGCUACAGGCUACCAGCCAGCCUCCAGCGUGAGGUGGGUGAGGCCGGCAGCAGUGGGCACCCCUCCGGUGGGCCUGGCUGCCUCAGCCUCUCAGGGCCUGAAGUGUCAUGCGUGGGCAGAUGGCAGCCCCAGAGAGCUGAGCCACACACAGGGUCGGGAGGCGCACGGGAAAGGUCGUGGAGGUGCAGGAAGCCCGAGGACGUCAUUAGCUCUGUGCAGAAGGUUCUGGCACUUGGCUGCACGUGAAGGCAUGAGGCCUCACAGUGUCCAGGCCGUCGGCUGCGGGCAGCCAGCAGGCGCUGUCCCUGGGCGGCGUGUGUCCGGGAGGCACUGCCCACAGUGGGCCUCUCCCUGCUGGGGGAGCCAGGCUGCUGUCCGGCCCUCGCGCUUUCACCCCUCAGGCUCUCCCAGCCUGGGGCUCCGAGGCCGUGUGAACCCUGCCCCCUGCCUCAGAGCAUGGCGGUGGUUCCAUCCCACACUUUUUUCUUCUCAAAUUUAUUUUAAAAUGUUAGUGUCUGCUCUGGGGUCCUGGGACAUCUGGACUUGCCUUGUCCCUUGACUCCUCUCGAUGCUGCCUGACGUGGGCAGGGUGCCUUCGGGCUCACAGGGUUCCUCCGCUGCACACGCGGCUCUGUCCCCGGGUCACUCAGUAGCCACGCCAUGUACAUGAUGGCGCUCGCACGCACCUGCCGGUGGGCUUGUGUACACAGCAGCCCCCCGCGGGUCUGCCGCUGUGCUCCACGUCCCACGCACCCUGUAGGCUGAGGCCCCCUCGGUCUGAAACGGGCUCCGAGACGAAGGCGUGCUCUGGGUGGGAGGCACGGGACUCUGGGGAGCUCCCUGCCAGCCUCCCUCUGCCGGGACCGAGCAUCUCGGCAGGCAUCCCAGGAAAUGGAGCACAAGGCCUUGGAAGGGGUGUUCGGGGUCCCCGCCUCCCAGGGCGCCCUGCGCUGCGGCUUCCACCGCACCCGGUGCGGUCCUGCCCCGCCCAGCCGCCCUCCGGCUGCCCCCAGCUCUCUGCCCACUGCCCCCACUGCGCCUCAGCCCCACCUGUGCUGCCCCUUCACAGGUGUUCCGUGCACCAGGGGCCCCUUCCUCCAGGCCGCGCUGCACGAGGCCAGUGUGAACUGCUCUGUGUCCGUCUGGCCGGCAGAUGCUGCCAGCUGCCAUCAGCCUGGGGCUGCAGCCCAGCCCUGCACCUGGCGCUCGGGUGUCCCGGCAGUGCGUAGCCACUUAGCGGCUGGCCACGGGGACCUGCUCCUUCGGUUCCCAGCCAGCCUGAGAUCCAGGACACAUGUGGCCGCCUCGUCUGCAGCGCCUUCACGCGGCGGUGGUCCGAGUCAGCCCGGGGCUCUCCGGCCCCACCGGGUCGCGGUACCCGGCUCUCACCGCUCCUCUUCGUCUGGCUGGGAGUGGCCAGUGAAGUGGACAGGCUGCGGCAGGGAAGGUCCUGGAGAUGCCAAAGCAGGGACGUCUGGCCAGAAUGGCCGUGGGGGCAGCAGCUGGAGGCCAAGCCAGCGUCGUCAGGUCAGGGGCCCAGCCAGAGGCCUGUGGGGGGUCAGUGUGGGCAGAGCCCCAGGGGCUCUCACCCCAGCUUACACUGCAGUGCUGAGCCGCUGAGGGGUGCAGGUGCCAUCAGACAGAGGCCCCACCCUCGUGGCCUGGGAAUGGGCAGGGGGGCAGGACCAGGGGUGGGAGGCAGAGCCCAGGGUGGGGCAGUGAUGCCUCCCUCCACUGGGUCUCCGGGUGCAGGGAAGCCUGUGGGGGUGGGCACAGGAAGCCACCUGAGGGACCUGAGCCCCAGCCUGGCCCCACCCUGGCAGCAG